Molecule: messenger RNA, 4098 nt
Organism: Babesia ovata
Lineage: Eukaryota; Apicomplexa; Aconoidasida; Piroplasmida; Babesiidae
Exons: 2
Coding region: 1-4098 (1365 amino acids)
Source: RefSeq, a predicted model, not a curated record
AUGCUUACAAUAGCCUUUCAAUCCCCUCAAAAUGCCUCUCAAAUUGACAAGCUUAAUAAGGAUCUUCAGUCUCAUAAGGCUUCCUUGGGGUCUCUUGAGACACUGAAUGAGCUUUGUGGAUAUGCUGAGAAAAUUCAAAAAAAUCUUGUUGACCAAAAUCCUUCAACAUCAUUAUUAAAUAACCUCUGCACAGGCCUCGAAAAUUUUCUCGGCUACGAGAAGGGGAAUUACACCGGCUCCGGCAUCGUGUACUCGGACCUUGACAGGCUGUGCGACGGGGUGAUGUCUUUCCUUCAUGGUGUUCUUCAGACUGUAAAAAACGACAGUAAUCUUAACAAAUAUGCUAAUACGCUUGAAAAGUCUGUUAAUGAGCUCAAAACUGCUCAAGGAAAAUCUGGGCUAAAAGGCGUUCUUGGCCGCGUGACUUCCGGCAUUGGGAAUUAUGUUCACGAGUUUGAGAAAGACAGUGAGGCGUUUAAAAGUGCUUUAAAUACUCUUGAUAGCAAUCAUAUUAAGACCUAUAGUAAAGCGCUUGAGUCUCUCAAUUCUGCUGUAACAGAUCAAAAUGAUGAACUUGUAAAGCAGUUGAAUCAGUGUAAUCAGGCAGCCGGACAGUUCACUGCGCAGUUAAGUGUGGUUGAAGAUAAUUUUAAGAGGCUUGACGAGAACCUAAAAAAUAGGUUAAAAGAUGAUUAUAACACAAUCAAACUCGAGGUGACAAGAUUUGCCGCCUUGGCCGGAAAUGGUGUUUUGCUAGAGGUGCUUGAGGAUGUGGAUAAAAAAGCUGAGGAAUUGGGGAAGUUGAAAGGGCAGCAUGAAAAGGAGCAUCAAAAGCUUGUUACCGAGAAAGUUGCGCAGUUGAAGAGAGAGAUACAGCAGGAAAUUGAUAGGAUCAUUAAAGAUGUGUCUAGCAUCGAGAGUGAUCUGCAAAAGUGGAUCGCACAGGCUGAGAGUUUUGUGAAGGAGGCAGAACGUAAGGCUAAUUUAAUUCUGCCGGAAGUUGAUGACACGCAGGGUAAAGAGGCUAUAACCAAAAAUGCCAGGGCAUUGCAGGAUAAGGCAGAAAAACUUUUAACAGCUCUGCAGGAAACCCAUGGGAAGGUUACUAAGCUGCCACAGGAAAUCACUCAGAGGGUAAAAAGCUUGGAAGGGGUUUACGAAAUGAAGAUUAAAGAAGUAGCCAAGGAGGUACAUAGCAAGGUGACAAAAGCGGUGGGGAAUCUUGCUAGCUUGAAGUCAGCAGUUCAAAGCGGAUUGGAGGUGUUGAAGGAAAAGAGAAUGGACAGACCCAUUCAUGACGUGAUAAACGCUUUGCAGGGGGGAAUCAAAGACGGAAUUCAAGGACGCGGACUUACUACUCUCAGCACUGCAGCUUUGAAUGAUGGCGCGGGAAUCGUCGCCAAAUUUGCUGGGGGUCUUGCAGUGACGGAAGGUAGCAAUGUACGAAAGUUGGUUGCAUGGGCUGAGCAAGCGAUGGUUAAUGGCAGCUUUACGGGCGCUCUAGACCUAUUAUCCCACACCUCAAAAGAGUGUGGUACCAUUCCCACAGUAGCCGACCACAGUUUUAAGAAUUUCAAAGCCCUCUUAGAAAAACUCUACGGCGAUGGCCCCAAAGUAGAUGGCGAUAAGAAUUUUUUUGACUGUCUCAUUGAAGACCUCCGAAAUAACGUUAAAAAGGUGAUACAGGCGGUAAAAGAAAACAAAGAUUCCGAGUUUCAAAAAGUAUUUGCUGAUUUCAAUAGGCAGACGACGCAAAACGGCGGUACGCUUAAGGAUGACAUCCAACGGAUAGCAGCAUUUGAAGGCGGGAUUAUACCUCUUGGAACGAAUGACUACAAGAUAACCGCUGACGACUUCAAAGGUUAUAAAGAACAUGGCAGCAAAGGCGCGCUGCCUGAACUUGAAGCUAAAAUCAAGGAAGUAGGCAACGUGUUACAACCCUUUAAAACCAAAAAUGUCGUUGACAACUUCGCCAAGGUAGAACCUGAAAAACAAGAAGUAAAGCAGACGCUCGAGCGUAUAACAAAUAAGCUUGCUCAGCUUAAAGAAUGGCUCAACAAAGACGGCAAAAAGGAAUCUAAAGACAAGGGCAUCCUACCACUUCUUAAGGAAUUGCAAGGUGACAUUGGUAAAGGUAAGAAAUCCGGGCUUGAAGGGAUCCAGGAAAGGAUUAAGAAACUUCAUAAGGACGUGUUGGUUCAACUGCGAUCCUCAGCCGAUCAAAAACUUCAAGCCGCCGAGACGAAAGCCCACGAGACGAAAGCCCACGAGGUCAUCGGCGUUGUCCACGACCUUUACCAGGAACAGAUCAAAUUGGCCGUCACAGCAAUCAGGACGGCAGCCAGAGAUCAAUACAAUGCUACGGUUCACAAGGCAUUACAAGCGUUGACACAGCUCUACGAAAAGCAUAAAAAGCUUAUUGAAGAUGCAAUCAAAACGGACGAAGCAUCCGGAAUUAAGGGCCUGAUGAAGGAAAUUGAUAAACAUAAAGCUAAUCUAUCACAGAUUCCCGAUAAAACUGAAUUAGCGCUAAUGGCCCUCUACUUCAAUAAGUUCCUUGCCAAAAUUAUGGACUAUGGAAAAGGACAAGUAGAUGGAGACAGUGCACUUAAAAGCGACGUGAAAUCCAUCUCCUUGCUCUCUCAUACUUUAUUCGACGACCUUUACGCGUCAAAACACUUCGACCACACUUUUAAAGAAAACAUUAAGAAUCUCACUAAUAAGCUCAGCAGCUUUUCACCUAAGCAGUUCGUUAAUUCCCACCAUCCAGAGUUGGCUGAUAUCCUGAAAAAAGGAAUGACAGGACUGGCAAAUGAGUUACAAGAGGCGUACGUCUCAGCCUAUUCACAGCAGAAGUUUAACGGUGCGUUGUUACAAAAGAAGGCAUCUGUCACUCCACAGCCUGCUGCCGGUGCCGGCCUAGCAUCUCAUGCCUCAAGCGCUGCUGCCUCCCAGAUUACUGCUCCCGCCAGAGGACUACAAGGCUCUCCAGUUUCUGCCUCCGCUCCCGGAUCUCAGUCUCCUUCGGACACUGAGAUGGAGUUAACCACCGAGGGCCGCAACUGCGCCAAGGUCUGUCUGACCAUAAUGGAGGGAUUGUUUGCAGACUUCAAUACGUUGAAGAGUAAGUGUAACGGAGGAGGGGAAUGGAAUGGCAUGAGAAUUCAUUUAGGAAUGGUUGAUAAACCUAACGCAAAAUCACCAGCGAAGGGGCAGCAAAAGGAGAAAAUUAAAAAUCCGCUCGGUGAAUUUUUUGAUAAGCGUGGUUUCAAGGCGCCAGAAGAUGACAAGAAGCAGAAUGGGGAGUUGAGGUAUAAUGAGAAGUUCACAGGUCAGCAAAUUAAGACAGAAUUGCUUGACCAUACAAGAAGCGUUCCCAGCAUUCAAUGCCUUGCUGAUUGGAUGAAAGAGAAAAACAAAGUAGCUUUCAAUGUUGCACAGAGUAACACUAAUAUCUCUUUCAUCGACUUUGUUGAAUUCCUUCGCUGGCUGUUCCGAAAGUACUACAAUGUAUGUCAGCAUAUACAUAUCGAUUCUCCCAAGGCGCCGAGUAAUAUCUACCAGAUGAUGCAAUGGCUGUCUGGACUUCGGUUUAAUCCGAUGCGUAGCAAACUGGAGGCGUUCUUUAAGACAUUGUUAGAUAAGCCCAACGGGAAGAAUGACCACAGAGAAUACAAGGACAUUGAAGCUAAGCAUUUAAAACUAGAUGCCACUACACCUUUCACAGCUGACACCCUAGUUGUCCAACUCGGGCAAGUUUGUUUACGCUCGCAACUUGCACUAGUCGCAAUACUUGGUCACGGCCACGCAGGUGGCAUAUAUGCGUGCGAUUUCCGCACAAACCAAGAGAAAUUAUCGUAUCCCAGUAACGUCUCUUCCUGCUUAGAUAUGCUUGUAGACAUCUUACGUAGAGUGUUUCAACAAACAUACUUUGUAUAUAGCCUGUGUAAAAAUGGUAGUAGCCGUGGUACAUCGGUGGCUCCUCAUGGCAAUGCAACAAGCUGUACUGUCCUAAGCAAGACUGCGACCAAAAGCACAACCAAACAUGUAACCAAAAGGCCGACCAAGUGGCCAACCAACACGUCAACUGUGGCAUAA